UGAAUGUCUCUGCACGUCGACGGGAGCAGUGAUCAAGCUUGGGCUUGGGCUUUCACGAGCCAGAGUGCAUGGAUCCAUUUCCCGCCCCGCUCCCAUCGUCAUCUUUGCUUUCCCACCCCAACGUCGAUCGUCUUUUCUGUCGGCGCGCUUGUCCAUGGCAACCUCUUGCCCGCAAACAAAACCCGCCUCGGCUUGACUAACUGACUUUUGCGUAUAUCCUCCAACCUCGGCCCACCUAGUCAGUCUGGGGAAGCCAAUAUUGAUCGCGCCCCACCCUCUGCCUUCAUCCAGAGCCGCCGCCCGAGAGCUCCGCCGUCGCUCUUGUUGCCGUCCCCUGCCCCAAGCCUCUUCACCCUACCUUUGUACGAGCAAGAUCGGCGAGCAAACAACCAAGGAAGAUACCAGAACAUCGCCUGCGAACAGACAUCCCCGUUCUGCGGCCGCCCGCCGUCCCACGGUGGUGAGCCCACCCGCCAGCAGCGACAUCCAUCGUCCUAGGUACCUACAGUAGUGGGGCAGCAGCACCGCCAACGACAACGCCUUUUUCUGGCAUACCCACCCCCCUCCCUCCGUCAUGUCGGCCGCAAUCGACACCGAGGAUCUGGAGGAGCUCUCCAUUUCCAUGCCUCCGCCGCGACGCGCCUCUGCGAGACCUCCCGACAUGUCCACCACCCCGCAACAGCAGCACCCUCAGGUCCCCGCCCAGGAUGCGAAGAGCGGUCGCGAUAGCAGGGCCAGCCAGAGGCUUGGCCAGUAUACCAUCGUCAAGACCUUGGGCGAGGGCUCUUUUGGAAAGGUCAAGCUGGCCACCCAUCAGGUCAGCGGCCAGAAGGUCGCCCUCAAAAUCAUCAAUCGCAAAAGGCUCGUCACCAGGGACAUGGCUGGCCGCAUAGAGCGCGAGAUUCAGUAUCUGCAGCUACUGCGUCAUCCCCACAUCAUAAAACUCUACACCGUCAUCACCACCGCGACCGAGAUCAUCAUGGUGCUCGAAUAUGCUGGGGGCGAGCUGUUCGACUACAUUGUGAACCACGGGAGGCUCAAAGAAGAGAAGGCGCGCAAGUUCUUUCAGCAGAUAGUAUGUGCUGUCGAAUACUGCCACCGCCACAAAAUCGUCCAUCGCGAUCUGAAACCUGAAAAUCUGCUGCUCGACGACAAUUUCAAUGUCAAGAUUGCCGACUUUGGUUUGAGUAACAUCAUGACCGACGGCAACUUUCUCAAGACCAGCUGUGGUAGCCCCAACUAUGCUGCACCAGAAGUCAUCUCCGGGAAGCUCUAUGCCGGUCCCGAGGUCGACGUCUGGAGUUGCGGUGUGAUCCUCUAUGUGCUGCUUGUGGGCAGGCUGCCGUUCGACGACGAAUAUAUACCCACCCUUUUCAAAAAAAUUGCUGCCGGAAACUACAGCAUCCCAAACUACCUAUCCUCAGGCUCUGUCAAUCUGAUCAAAAGGAUGUUGAUGGUCAAUCCCGUCCAUCGCAUCACUGUGGCCGAAAUUCGUCAGGAUCCGUGGUUUACCAAGGAUCUCCCCUCCUAUCUAAGCCCUCCACCCGAAGAAUUUUAUGAUACGGGCAUGGAUCCCACCAAGGCGAUCGACCCGCGCAAUCUAGCACCAUCUCAGCCCGAGGCUGUAGUUCAACAGCUGCACGAGGUCGUGGUUGGGAAGCUGGGAAAGACAAUGGGAUAUGCCAAACACGAUGUCCAAGAGGCUUUGGCGCGCGACGAGCCAAGUGCUAUCAAGGAUGCCUAUCUCAUUGUGCGGGAGAACCAGAUCAUGAAAGAGAACCCUCUCUUGACUGAUGAAAAGAACCUUCAACCGUUUUCGGCGCAGUCACCUCCGACUCACGACAACUACAUGGGCUCUAUACCACAGGCUCUUUCGAGAAGUCAGCCACAAGUCAUUCCCCCGCCAGCGGAGACUGAUCGUCAACGGCAUGGUUCGACGUCGAGCAGCCAAAUCGGCGCCGUACGCAGCCCCAUCAGUACCAUCGCGGUUCUACCCAGCAGUCUCCCUGACUUCCACAAAGCAUACAUGAAAGGCCAACCUAAGCCGCCGCCAAGGCUGCCGGAUCCCGAAGGACCUCCCAUGACAGACGAAGAGCGCGCCGCACAGGCCCGGCGGUUGAGGCCGAACUUCAGAUCUGCAGUCCAGGACCCUGCUCGUCAGCGGCCCGAGCCCAUGACGGCUUUACCGCCAACCAAAAAACCCCGGCCUACAAAAUGGCAGUUUGGAAUUCGUUCGAGAAAUCAGCCGGCCGAAGCCAUGCUGGCCAUCUUCAAAGCCUUGAAAGCCAUGGGAGCCGAUUGGGAGGUGCCCAAGAUCCGCAAAGCUGGGGGCGAAAGUGAGGCAUCGAGCCGAAGCAACUCGCGAGGUUCACGGUCGCCUUCCCGAUCCAGGUCGGGAGACAGAUCGUCGGUAUCGUCAAGCUCUGAUGUAGAUGAUCCGGGUUUUGAAGGUAGUCGUGGGGAGUUGAGACUGCGAAACCCGGACCUCGACAAUGAGCCGCCGCGAGGCCGCCAAAAGAAACAUUACAGUGCCGCAAACGACUGGGGCUAUGGGAUACCCGAAGACCCAUGGGUCAUUAACGCACGCUUCCGCAAAGAUGGCAUGUUUCCGCCAGGUGUCCCACAUCCCUCUUCUACACACUCAUCACGCGUCGAUCUCUCAGACCCAACAGGCUUACGGCGCCGUUCCUCCACCAAUACAAGCCAUUCAUCGCUCAACCAUAUGGAAGGCAUACAUGCCGCGGCCAACGAUUCCCAGAACGCCUCAGGCCGCGCCAGCAGCUCGAGUCACUACCCCGCGCCCGACGAGGCCGUUUACAUCUACAUGUCGAUUCAACUCUACAGCAUCGACCGCGACUUCUUCGUCGUGGAUUUCCGCUGCGCAGGCUACGAGCGCAUCGUCGCCAAUCUCGUCCGCGAAAUCAAAGCAUCCGCAUCCGCAUCCAGCACUUCUAUUUCCAACCUCGCCAACCUCACGCAGCACCGCAAUUCACUCGGUCAACACAUGCACGAGGACGGCUGGGACGACGAGCAGGGCGUCUGGCGGCGCUUGGCCGACGAGGUGCAAGUCUCCGAGGAUCUGGUCAAGGAAGUGAAAGAAGGCGGUGGGCUUUUGCGCGAGCGUACCGAGGAAGUUGGCGCCGGGCGGAAAGAAGGCGAAAAGAGGUGUACCAGCCCCUUUCCGUUCCUGGAUGUCGCCAGCACGCUCAUUCUGCAGCUCUCUGGGGAGUGA
Messenger RNA from Periconia digitata, 3232 nucleotides. Lineage: Eukaryota; Fungi; Ascomycota; Dothideomycetes; Pleosporales; Periconiaceae. The record is from the annotation of a GenBank genome assembly.